UAUCCUUCUCCAAUUCAUUCCCAAAUUCAUAUACUUUUUUUUUUUCAAUCUCAUUCACAAAUUCUUAAUAAACUUCCUUAAAGAAAAAACUUAAUAUACUUGCGCUUCAAAUUUUGUUAAUUCAACCUAAGUAGCCAUGAAGAGACAGAGAGAUUUCGAAGGGUUAGAAAACAUAGAUUUAGCAAAUUGUCUAAUGAUGCUCUCUUAUCCCCAACAUCAACCACAAAACAAUAAACCAAAUCAAAAAAGUUUUGCACCAGUGGAAUAUGAGUGCAAAACGUGCAACAAAAAAUUCCCAUCCUUUCAAGCACUAGGUGGCCACAGAGCUAGCCACAAAAGAUCAAAGCUAGAAGGGGAUGAAUUACUAACAAAUUCUACAUCUUUGAGCUUAGGAAAUAAGCCCAAAAUGCAUGAAUGUUCCAUUUGUGGGCAAAAUUUUUCAUUGGGGCAAGCAUUGGGUGGACACAUGAGAAGGCAUAAAGCUAUUAUGAACGAAGAGGUUUCUUCAAUGGAACAAGUUGUUAUGAAAUUACCAGUUUUAAAGAGAUUGAAUAGUGCAAGGGUUAUGUGCUUGGACUUGAACUUGACACCAUUGGAGAAUGAUUUGAAGUUGUUGUUUGGAAAGAUGGCUCCUAAUCUUGAUGUUUUAGUUUGAUUCUUUGUUUUUGUGUACAUUUUUUCUUUGUAAACACCAAUUUUUUGAAUU
Molecule: messenger RNA, 706 nt
Organism: Medicago truncatula (barrel medic)
Lineage: Eukaryota; Viridiplantae; Streptophyta; Magnoliopsida; Fabales; Fabaceae
Product: zinc finger protein ZAT11
Exons: 1
Coding region: 137-655 (172 amino acids)
Biological process (GO): response to chitin; response to stress
Source: RefSeq, a predicted model, not a curated record